This is a messenger RNA of Lentinula edodes (shiitake mushroom), 1506 nucleotides long. Its product is annotated as MFS general substrate transporter. Gene Ontology annotation, biological process: transmembrane transport. The coding region runs from base 1 to 1506 and encodes 501 amino acids. NCBI's taxonomy places the organism in Eukaryota, Fungi, Basidiomycota, Agaricomycetes, Agaricales, Omphalotaceae. Gene Ontology annotation, molecular function: transmembrane transporter activity. The record is from RefSeq and is a predicted model, not a curated record. The transcript has 11 exons.
AUGACUCCGUCAAAGCUUGAAGAACAAACAACUACUCCACCAUCCGCUGCAGACGCAGAAUUCACAGAGAGACCAUAUAGUGUAUAUACGAGCAAAGAAAAAUGGUUUAUCGUAACUCUUGUCUCAUUUGCAGGAAUAUUCAGCCCUUUCACCGCGAAUAUCUAUUUCCCUGCCAUCCCAACGCUUACUUCUGUAUUUCACAAAUCCACUGAAUUGAUUAAUCUAACCGUUACGAUGUAUAUGGUGCUGCAAGGUCUUUCCCCCAUGUUUUUCGGAAGUUUUGCAGAUUUCCAUGGUCGAAGACCCAUAUUCAUCCUAUGUCUCUUUGUUCUAUGUUUAUCCUGUGUAGGAUUGGCCCUUGUACCAACGAACGCUUACUGGCUAUUGAUGGUUCUUCGCUGCUUGCAAGCUACCGGAUCCGCCAGCACGAUCGCCCUAGGCGCUGGCGUCAUCGGUGACAUUGCUGUCCCCUCAGAACGAGGAGGAUUCUUCGGAUUCUACUCACUAGGGCCUAUGCUCGGGCCUGCUUUAGGCCCUGUUAUCGGCGGUGCUCUUUCCGAUGGAUUAGGAUGGAGAUCUAUUUUCUGGUUUCUUUGCAUUGCCACUGGUCUAGCUUGCAUCAUAAUGCUUCUUUUUCUCCCCGAGACUCUGAGGCAGAUAGUAGGCGAUGGCAGCGUUGUCCCAGGUCCCAUUUAUCGACCUUGGAUACCAAUCAUUAGCUGUCAUUCCACGGCGGCUUCGAACUUUAAGAGACCGCCGAAACGCAAGUUCAAAAACCCCUUGCUCUUAUUCAAGAAUUUAGACAUUGUAAUGCUGCUUUUCUUCAACGGCAUUGUCUAUUCAGUGUUCUACGCUGUGACAGCUUCCAUAUCUUCUCUUUUCGCAGAUAUUUACCCCUUCCUGAACGACAGUACUAUUGGCUUGUGCUAUCUCGCUAUCGGGUUCGGUACAGCUGCAGGAAGUGCAGGGGCAGGAAAAGUUCUUGACUGGGAUUUUCAGCGCAUGAAGAAAGUUUACAUCGAAACUCAUGGCUCCAAGUCAAUGAAGACUGAAAGCAAUGAUCUGGGAGACGAUUUUCCCAUCGAAAAGGCUCGCCUGAUGUCGAUGUCUUAUUCUAUGGUGGUACUAGUAGCCACCGGUAUGGGAUAUGGCUGGUGUUUACAAAAGAAAGUCCACAUUGCUGCACCUCUGGUUUUGCAGUUCAUCAUAGGUGCUUUGAGCAUGGCUGUUAUGAACCCCACACAGACUUUGAUUCUCGAUCUGAUGCCUGGACAAGGCUCUUCCGUUACUGCUUGUAACAACGUUGUCAGAUGCUUACUAGGUGCUGUAGCCGUUUCGGUGAUUGAUAUAAUUCUCAGCAGUUUAGGACCAGGUUUCACAUACGUCCUUCUCAACGGGAUCAUCGUCAUCUCUAUGCCCCUGCUAUACCUAGUAAUAGAAUUGGGACCAAGGUUUCGCAAAAAACGACGAGAAGCCGACGUUCAAACUUUGGUUGCACGUUCUUAA